AUGUCUGGUGUUUGGAUAUUUGACAAGAAGGGUGUAGCUCGGUUGCGAGCCAACCCGACGCGAGAGUCUUUCGAGCAGACGGACCCUCCGUACCCCGGAACAGCCACGGCUCCUGGGGCUCGGCCCCGGGUCCUGGUUUAUCUUCCGGCGAAUCACGUUAUCCGGUCUUAUGCUGAGCUCGAGCAGAGACUCGGUGAACUCGGGUGGACUCGCUACUUCAACUCAAACCAAACUCAGCUCAUCCAGUUUCAUAAAUCCGAAACGUCGAGUCACCUCAUCUCGUUGCCGAAAAGUUUCGCCAACUUCAAGGCGUUACACAUGUAUGAUAUCGUCGUUAAAAAUAGGUCGUUCUUUGAAGUACGUGAACCUUGA
Messenger RNA from Carica papaya (papaya), 372 nucleotides. Lineage: Eukaryota; Viridiplantae; Streptophyta; Magnoliopsida; Brassicales; Caricaceae. The record is from RefSeq and is a predicted model, not a curated record.